Messenger RNA from Capsella rubella, 1392 nucleotides. RefSeq names its product DNA damage-repair/toleration protein DRT102. Lineage: Eukaryota; Viridiplantae; Streptophyta; Magnoliopsida; Brassicales; Brassicaceae. Gene Ontology annotation, molecular function: isomerase activity. The record is from RefSeq and is a predicted model, not a curated record. Gene Ontology annotation, biological process: carbohydrate metabolic process.
ACCUCACCCAUAGCUUUUGAAAUUUGAGGGUUUUUGUAUUUAAAUAACUUUAGGGGUGCAGUUAGAAGACAAAUACAACUUAUGUCUCUCUCUUUUAAUAUUUUUCGAAUUUCCAGUUCUAAGAUAAUCUUGAAAAUCUUCUAGACAGACACUGGUUCAGAGUGGUUAUGAUUUCGAAGUUCUGCAAAGAUGGCCGGAGAUACUACUUCCACCACCGUUCUCCCGUUGAAAAUCAUCGCCGGAGCUGACGACUUUGGAGCGAGCCUCAAGGACGCGAUGGUAUCCCACCUCCGUUCUCUCGGCAUACACGUGGAGGAUACCGGCGUUUCUUCUUACUACUCCGCCGGAUCUGAAGUCGGCCGCCGCGUGUCCGCUUCAUCUUCGUCCGAAGUUCGCGGCUUGGUAUGCUGCGGUACCGGCGUCGGAGUCGCGAUGUUCGCCAACAAGUUCCCGGGAGUGUAUGCCGCCACGUGUCUCUCAGUCGAAGACGCCGUGAACGCUAGGUCGAUCAGCAAUUGCAACGUCCUCGCAUUAUCCGGCAUGAAGAUCUCAACAAAAACUGCCGUGGAAAUCUUCGACGCUUGGAUCAAAACUCCGUUCAAGUCCCCCUGUCCUGCAUCCGGAUCCGAGCCAUGGAGCUCAUAGAUCUCUUCCUUCCUCGACAAUUCUCUCUCUGAGAUGGCUCAUAUCGGAAUAUCAACCGUCGGCAAUUCAACUACCAAAAAGAUUGAUGAAACAACCGCGGCAUGCGCGAUUUGUUGCUUGGCUAAGAACAGAGAGUUCACUCCAGUGGACAUCAUGCCUGGAGGCUCGAUGAAGAUCAUGAGGGAGACGCCGACGUCGGCGAUUGUAAGGUUCAAAGCGGCAAGUGUAGAACCAGCGCAUCACCACACAUUCGGCCAUGACCUUGUAGUCAUCAAGGGGAAGAAGACUGUGUGGAAUCUAAGCAAGAAGGAGAGAGUUGAUCUUGUUGACGGCGAUUACCUAUUCACUCCGGCAGGUGACGUUCACCGAGUCAAGUAUCACGAAGACACUGAGUUCUUUAUCACUUGGGAUGGCCAUUGGGAUAUUUUCCUUGACGAAGACCUCGAAACUGCAAAGAAAACCAUCGAAGAAGAAGCUUCAAUGUGAAUUCUUCAUUGCGUAAAACUUUCCAAUGCUGCAAUGUUUGGUUUACUUUUCAGGAAUCGAUAAGUAAGUAAGAAUCUUUGCUUCUAUUAUUUUUCAAUGUGUAACCUUGUCUUUUCUCUUUGUUUCGAAUGUUGUAACUUGUAAGCUUUGAGGAUAAAUCUUCUGAAGUACUUUGUAAGAAUGUUUGAUUUCAAAAGAUUGUGUCUUCAUAACACAAAUGCUUCUCUUAUGAACACUAUAUAAAGAAGGGUUUCUUCUACA